AGCUGGGCAAGGAUAUGUGUGAAAAAUGAAUUAACUUUUAGGUAGAUAUUUCUAAAGAGUGUAUUUGAGCCUAUUGAUGCUACAAUGGUGAGAGAACAUCAGAUUCAUGGUUUUGAGACCCAUCUUGCAAAAUAUCUCAUGCUGGGGAUGAUUUUAAUACCUCUGAGAGCCAGCCCUGGGUAUGGAAUGCUUUUAUUUCUUUGGAGUGUUCAUUGCAGGCAGUUCUGUGUAACGGGAUUUUUACAGAGCAUGGAAGAUGCCUCUAGGGGAAGCCUCCAUUUUGAUUGCUGUGCCUAACUCGACUAAUUCUGAUCCUCCUGAGUUUGCUGUCAGGUUUUUAAGAUGCUGAAAUGUGUUUUCCAAGGUCCUGUGUGUGCUAUUUUUUUACUGAGAAUCUGGAAAAUAACUUGGGUUUUUGUGGGGUUUGGUGCUAAAUAGGUUUGACUGUGGGAAGCACACAUUGUUGCAAAGAUGAAGCAUGCAAUUAAAGUUUUUUCUUAAUAAUUUGAGAAGAUUUAAAUAUGUGUCAAAUGAAAUUCCACAGUCAAGGAACCAAAGCAGUUGAAUGGAUUGCCCAUAAAUUUCUUUGGCAUGAAGUGUGACUGCCUCUGAACCACAAUCCAGAAAGAAGAAACAAUCCUCUUGGUUGGAGUUGAACAUUUGUCCCUAAGAAUAAGAACAAAACCAUGCCCGUGCUUUCAGAAGACUCAGGUUUGCAUGAAACUUUGGCUCUUUUGACAUCUCAGCUAAGACCUGAUUCAAAUCAUAAAGAGGAAAUGGGGUUCCUUAGGGAUGUCUUCAGUGAAAGGAGUCUCAGCUACCUGAUGAAGAUUCAUGAAAAGCUCCGUCAUUAUGAAAGGCAGAGUCCAACUCCUGUUUUACACAGUGCAGCAGGAUUAGUUGAAGAUGUAAUAGAAGAAUUGCAGACAGCACCAGUGAAUAAUGAAGAAAAAGAGCUGCUUCAGCUGUUGUCAACACCACACCUCAGGGCAAUGCUUGUAGUGCAUGACACUGUAGCACAGAAGAACUUUGACCCAGCUCUUCCACCUCUACCUGAUAAUUUUGAUGAUGAUUUUGAUGAGGAAUCAGUGAAAAUUGUUCGGCUAGUGAAAAAUAAAGAACCCUUGGGAGCUACCAUCAGAAGAGAUGAGCACACAGGAGCUGUGAUUGUAGCAAGGAUCAUGAGAGGUGGUGCAGCUGAUCGCAGUGGUCUUGUCCAUGUUGGAGAUGAACUAAGAGAAGUCAAUGGUAUUACUGUGCUUCACAAACGACCAGAAGAAAUAAGUCAGAUUUUGGCUCAGUCUCAAGGGUCAAUAACACUGAAGAUAAUUCCAGCCAUCAAAGAAGAAGAUCGUCUAAAAGACAGCAAGGUGUUUAUGAGGGCACUUUUCUGCUAUAACCCCAAAGAAGACAAAGCCAUUCCUUGCCAGGAAGCCGGGCUGCCCUUCAAGCGACGCCACGUGCUGGAAGUUGUGAGCCAGGAUGAUCCCACGUGGUGGCAAGCCAAGCGUGUUGGGGAUACCAACCUCAGAGCAGGCUUGAUCCCCUCAAAACAGUUCCAAGAAAGACGACUGACUUACAGGAGAACAACAGGCACUCUGCAGAAUACCAGAACUCUGAAGAAACCAUUAUAUGAUCAGUCUUCUGACAAAGAAGACUGUGACUGUGAAGGAUAUUUCAAUGGACACUACAUAGCUGGUUUACGCAGGAGCUUCAGGUUGAGUCGAAAAGAGAAGGAAACCAGUGGCAGUGAAGGCAAGCAAGCAGAGCAGGCAGAUGGAGCAGAGUUCCUCACAUAUGAAGAAGUCACAAAAUAUCAGCAACAGCCUGGUGAACAGCAGAGGCUGGUGGUUUUGAUUGGUUGUUUGGGGGCCAAGUUAAGUGAGCUGAAGCAAAAAGUUGUGUCAGAGAACCCCCAGGAGUAUGGUGUUGCAGUUCCACAUACAACAAGGUCAAGGAAAAGCCAUGAGAGAGAGGGAGUAGAAUACAAUUUUGUUUCUAAGCAAUCAUUUGAGACAGAUGUGCAGCAAAACAAAUUUGUGGAACACGGAGAGUACAAAGAAAAUUUGUAUGGCACAAGUCUGGAGGCAAUCCGGUCUGUGAUGGCCAAGAAGAAGGUUUGUUUGGUGGAUGUGGUACCUGAAGCUGUAAAGCACUUGAGGACUCCUGAGUUUAAGCCUUAUGUUAUCUUUGUGAAGCCUCUCAUUUCAGAAAAGAAAAAACAUGUCUUAAAAUCUCACAUGUCAGAAGAAAUCUCAUCCCCUCUCCAGGAUGAAGAACAGCAGGAAAUUAUAAAUUCAGCAGCAUUCAUUGAAGAGCACUAUGGCCAUUUAAUUGACACUGUACUGGUGAAAGAAGAUCUCCAGAGUGCAUGUAAUGAGCUGAAAACUGUGUUAGAUAAACUAAACAAGGAUUCAUUUUGGGUGCCAGUCAGCUGGGUUAGGUCAUAGCUUGUUACCAUGUUUAAGGGAAAGACUGUAUAAAAUGUUCUGUAAAUACAUAAAUUAGAAAAGGGAAGUUUGCUUGAAUUUGAAUUUGAACAUUGAAUUUGCUUCAAAACUGCUGGUUUUACCCAGAAGGCAAUAAAUAAAGACUGUAUGAGGAAAGACUAAACAAAGUCAUAGCCUUUCUGAGUCAAAAUUUUGAAUAGCAGCUGUCAUUUAGAAGUUGAUUCUGAGACCAAAUAAGCCAGUCCAGUCUUUUACUGAUCUUCAGACUGGAAAUAGUGCUGAGGGUCCCACACUUCCAAAGCAUUUUGUGCUGAGAUACUAACACGAUGGAAGGUUUGUCCUUUGGCCACAAAUUUUGUGGCUAGGUUUAAAACCUCAGAAUAAAGUGCCCCUUGGGAACAAGCUCCUUCAGCUGGGUGGGAAGUGUUCUUUGGAGAGAGGUUUCACCAUGCCAGUUUAACUGGCCAGCAAAACAUGCUUCCCUUCACACAGAAGCAUUAAUUGUAAAUCCUCUAGUUAGGCACUAAAAACCAGCUUUAGAAGGGGUUUUUUAUGUCCAUCACCUUUCCCAGUGCUCCAGAUUGCCUUGCACAGGUCACAGGUUUUGUCUGCUCAUGCACAGCUUGUGCCAACUUUCCCAGUCACAAAUGCUGAACAACCUCUGAGUGUACCUGUAUGACUGCCCAGCUCCUGAAACCUAGAUUUUUGUAGUGUACAUGAAAACAACUGCAUAUGGUUCUAAAACAGGACAUUUGAGGUUCUGUUUCUGCAAAACCCCUUUGCCUGUGCUACCUGGUGGGACACAGCCUUGACACCAAUGGAACAGCUCCAAAAAGGGCACUGAAAGGAGGAGCUACAGGUCAAAAUCAUCCUCUUCCAGCAUUUAUGCACUAAAAGGAGGAGCUACAGGUCAAAAUCAUCCUCUUCCAGCAUUUAUGCACUAAAAGGAGGAGCUACAGGUCAAAAUCAUCAUCCUUCCAGCAUUUAUGACUACUUCUGUUCCAAAUCUGAUGAAGGUUUCCAGAGCAUCUAAUUGGCCUGAAGAAGAAAACUGUUAGAGGACCUUGAAUAUAUUUGGGGAGACUUGAAUCUACAGUAUUUUUGAGUGGGUCUUAGGAAGAUGCAGAGAUGAUUCUGGAAGUAGCUGUGCUUUAUCCUCGGGGGAUUUAAGGGGAGAGCAUUGUACAGGUGCAUGUUAGCUGUAACUAGUUCCUGUUUUCACUUGCCUGCUGAGGUCUGAUAUUUCCUGUGUAUUGUGCCCUUUAAACAAGACCUUUUGGUGUACCAGUCCUGUUACAGAUAAUGUUCUUCUUGUUCCAUGGCAUUUAGCAGAACUAAAGUUGCAUAUUAAAAGCACAUUUCUUACAUACCAGUGUCACUGAAUCUACAUUAUGUCAAGCCCAAAAAAAGCUGUGUAGAAGAAUCACCCUCAUCCAUCUUCUCCAAAUGAGAACUUUCAUGUCUGGUCCUGCCCACAGGCAUUGAGGUUCUGUUCCCACUGCUACAAAAACAAGAACUUUUCCCAGGCAGGUCCCUGCACUUGUCAGUGCUGCAGCCUGGUGACCUCAAAAAAUGCUGAGGACUCCUCCACAUGCAGUGGGCUCUGCAACCAUGUGCUAGAGCACAGCCACCAAAAAGGAUUUGGCUUCUUAGAAAGGCAAUUUGUGACAGAUGUACCUUGAUCCUAUGAAAAACUGAAGGAAAUAUUUUAAAAAUUAUUUCAGUAAUAGCAUUUCAAACUAAGUCAGUUUAUGAAAAUAAUAAAUGGCCAGAUUGAUCUCACCCUAGGUCUGUAUUUCAGGUUACAAACAGAUUUUUAGAACAUAUUUAGAAGAUUCAGAUUUAAGUUAAAAAGCUAAGGGUCAGAAUUUAUUUAAAGCAAGGUUGCUAUCAUAACAUCUUAAAAUAUUUUGCCUGACUAGCAGUAAAUGCAGCUGUAUGUUUGCUUUAUGAUCUAACGUAGUCUAAAUAGUAGAAAUAUGCAUUAACAGAAGCAAGGCACGAGUAACAUCUGAAAUUUUCAGUUAUUUUAAUGUAAGUUAGGAAAAUACAAUAUAGCAAAAUACAAUAUUGCCAUUAAAAGUGUAAAAGACAAAAGGGGAACUUCAUAGUGGGAUUGGUGACAGACUCACCCUAGUGCAAAGUCUCCCAUAGGCAGCACAUUUUCUGUGAAAUUGAAUUUUAUCAAUUUCUGGUAAAUAUUUUUAUAAAUUCUGAUAAAAUUUUUAAUUUUAUCUGUGGUUUCUGGAAGAGAAUAAGGGUUUGCAGAGAUUCUCAGUGACUGCAAAACCACAGUCAUGGUGUGACAGCCCAAAAUGAUGAGUGCAUCCCAUCCCUGAGCCUCAGUGCAAAGAGAACAGCACAGGGUCAGCUUCAGUGUCCUGCACUUUUCCUGGUAAGUGUUAAAAUACAAAUCCUCUUCAUCACAGCCCUAAAAUUAACCAGUAACUCAGAUUACUGUCUGGGGACAUGUAGCAAUUUUGACUUUUUAAAAUCAUCCAAAAUCAGGAAAUUCUGUCCACUGAUCAAACUCCUGCUGAGUAACCACAUGAUGGUAACUUGGGUGCCUCAAAGCCUCCCAUGCCAUCCAAGGGAAAAGAAGCUUCUCAAUAAUAUUCCAGAAUUGAAUACCACCUAAUUUAUGCUAAGGCAGGAAUUCCAGCAGAAAGUCCACGUUGAAUGUCAUGCAGCAAAGCACAAUUCUCUAAGCAGCACUAUGAUUUAAUAGUGAAAAAUCUGAGAGCUACCAAAAAAAUACCUGCAGACAGCAGCUGUGCAAAAGGGAAGGAGAAACUGUAUUUUGUUAAUGAAUAAAAAUGUAUUUUGCUAAUGAGUUUGUGUUUUGGAUCUCCACAACUGAUGGCACAUCAAACAUGGCACAGAUGGGUGUUUGGAAUCUCAUCCCCACCCUUUUUGUUCCCUCCAGUCAGGCAGAACAGCCAGCUGCACAUUUAAAUAAGUGCACAGUAGGCACCACAAAAGCCUUUAUUCUGCUGUGCUGAUGGUUCCAUGAGCUGCACUCCCUUUUUCCCUGUGCCCUUAUCCCAGAGAUCUGGAGUCUGCAGGAUCUUUAUGACCAGCUCCUCAAAGGCAUGCUGCACUCCAUCCUGUGUCUUGGCACUGGUCUCU
Passer domesticus (house sparrow) is the source of this 5579-nucleotide messenger RNA. RefSeq names its product MAGUK p55 scaffold protein 3 (gene MPP3). The record is from RefSeq and is a predicted model, not a curated record. The coding region runs from base 687 to 2450 and encodes 587 amino acids. NCBI's taxonomy places the organism in Eukaryota, Metazoa, Chordata, Aves, Passeriformes, Passeridae. Gene Ontology annotation, molecular function: protein binding. Gene Ontology annotation, cellular component: cell-cell junction; plasma membrane. The transcript has 19 exons.